UGCUCAGGCCCGAAGGAACCAUUUAAUCUGUUUUUGGUGCAGUUUAUGAAUCUUAAAGCCAGUGUUAAAUUUUUUAUGGAAUCGAUAAUAUUGGACAUUAUGUUUAAGUUAUGUUUCUUAUGUGGGACCUCCGAUAUGUGUUAGGACAAGUGGACAGCUCUGUCUUACAAACUGUGCAGAAAAUAGAGCGCAUAAAUGGUUUUAGAGAGAAACAGACACAUCCUACAGAAAACGAUGAGCAAGAAGAGGUAAAAACCAACCUUUAAAAAGCAAUUUUGCCUCUGGGCAUUUCUCCCAGGCAGACAGCAACAAUAAUCCAAAUCCAUUCGAAGGAGUACUAUUCCUGUGUAAGAUGAAUAAAUCUUAACAUAUUGGAACAUUUUUUUCCCCCUCUGUUGCCUGGUGGGAAGUUGGAAGACACAUUUGUGACAUGAUAUCAAGUCGUUUUGAAUCUGUAACCCUUCAAGAAAUUCAACACAUUUACACUCAGAAGUAAAAUUAGCCAAUAAAGUCUAUCCAUGAGAAACAUAAUCUUUGCGUAAAUUCAGCUGUUCAUUUGUAGGUCUCAGACGUUUGUUAUGGAACGUUAGUUUACUUUUUUGAAAUAUAGGGUAAAAGCAGGCAAUUAAACCAAAUCAGUGAACAAGUUUGUCUGACAUAUUUUACUGUAGAUCAUGAGUUCAUUAUUGGAGGAUAGUUGAAUUUGUCAUUUAAGGCUCCACAGGGAACUAAUUAAGGUUUUUUUUGCACCUCUUUGUUUAAACAGAAAACUUAAUUCAAUAGAGCUGUCAAGAAUGACAAAAUGCAAAACCAAACAACUUUGUUAUUAAUACUGAGUAAAAAUGUUGUCUUUUCUCAACCUCCUGUAUCUGAAAUUUAACGGCUGUAUGAGCACAACAGGAUGGUUGCAGAAUGGAAAAUGAACAAACAAAAAAGGUCCAAGCAAUUCAGUCAGAAAAACUGAAAGCAAUGUGGUUGAAACAAGGACAUUCACAACAAUAGAAAUGGAGAACAAAUUCCUCAAAUACAGGAAACAUAGCUUUGGACUAAACUGUAUCACAUGGAGGAAGGAAAGUCGAUUUAGUGAUCUACAUUAAGCAUCUUUAAAAUCUAAAUGCCGGAAAAUAUUACAAAGACAAAUGUUAUUGACUGGAUAGCUGGAUUUUGAUGGUAUUCUUUAAUAAUAUUUAUAUCUGCAAUAGGCAGUUGGAAUAAAAGUAAUACAAGCUAAUCUCUACUCGAGAUAAAUUCAUAUGUGAAUAUAGGCACUUUUGUCCCUAUUCAUUUAAACAAUGUGCAGAAGGUUUGGAGAUAAUUUAUUUAUAGUUAUUUAUCCCUGUGAUAGAUCAUUUUAUUAUAUGAAAGAGAAUUUUAAAUAAGUCUCUAGAAACAACAAAGUAUCCUUUAUAAUAAUAAUAAUAAUAAAAUUUAUUCCAAGAAUGCUUUAUUGUAGUCGUUAAUUUAAGUUACUAACUACUUUAAGUGAAAUUUAACUGAAUUUAUUCCUUGGUUUUCUUCAGUUUAAGCUUGGCUGUUUUCCUCUAUUCCCCCAGCAGGGGGCCUGAAGUGUUUACGGCGCAGAGACUCCGUUCGCUGUGCGCAUGCUCUGACCGGCUGUAUUGAAGGUGGAGGAGAGGAGGAUGGAGACCCAGCGGCUGAGCGUUUAUUUACCUCAACCUCUCGGUAGAGUGGCGGUCUUAAAUUAAUUGAAUGAAGCGAUUCGUGUUGAAUUACUCUAAAGAAGCGUUUGUUGUUGAUUAUUUCGCUCCAUGAGGCCUUUGCAGAGCUCUGGUUGCUGUGGAAACGAGGACUAUGACAGCUACAAUCAUCCUUUGUCUCCACUGAACGAGGAAACACACAACAGUUCUUUCUUCGUGAGAAAAGAAAGAGCCUUUUCUUCCUAGCUAUUCAUUUUUUUUUUUGGCUCACAGAGCUUCAGUUUUUGCUUGUUUGAAGAAAAAACAAAGAAUUAUCAAUGGAGGACAGAGCUGUAGACUAAACAUCCGCGGAGUUCAAGAUCAGCUUAAGAAAACAGCAGAGUGCAGGUGAUGCAACGUGGUGAAAGCUGCCAGGUGUUAUUUGUGGUCGUGUUCUCUAACUGGGGUUUCGCUUUAAUGUGGCGCUCUGUGAUAUCUUCAGCAUCAGCCUGAACCAGAGGCCUGUGUAAACCGCUGCAGGCCAGGACCUCCCUCUGCCUCCCAGUCAGUAGAUGCUCUUGUCUCUGACGCUCUUCCUGUUUAGGCUCCAUCGACGUCUCUCCUUCAUGUUCAGCUCAGACAGACUCACUGUCCCGGACUAUGUCAGCCGGCUGCAGAGAGGGAGGAGCGGCUCCGGCUGCGAGCCCAAGCCGGUCUCUCCGGGUCUCAGCGCCGACGUCCAGGCCGUCUUGAAGGACUCCCUCCCUGCCCUGCGCGAAGCCAUCAGGAACCUGAAGGCAGCCAAAGAAAACUCGGACUCAGACGAGACCCGCAGGGCCGUGGCGGAGAUUUAUCAGCUGGUGGAGGAGGCCUGGGUGCUGCCCACGGUGGGGCGUCAGGUAGCCGAGGAGAUCUGCAACAGGAUCCGGCUGGAUGGAGGCCUGGAGCUGCUGCUUCAGCUGCAGCAGACAUCAGCUGUGGAGAUUAUCUAUGAGUCUGCGAAGCUGCUGGAGCAGAUUUUGAUCUCAGAGAACAGGGACUAUGUAGCACGUAUUGGUCUGGGGGUCAUCCUUAACCUGACUCGACAGCAGGACGAUGCCCAGCUGGCUCGCAGCGUCUCUGGCAUCCUGGAGCACAUGUUCAAACACACCGAGGAGACGUCCGUCCAGCUCAUCUCCAACGGUGCCCUGGACGCCCUCCUCUUCUGGUGCCGGGGCACGGACCCCACCGUGCUGCGUCACUGUGCCGUGGCAUUGGCCAACUGCGCAAUGUAUGGGGGCCACCGCUGUCAGCGUUGGAUGAUUGAGAAGCAGGCUGCAGAGUGGCUUUUCCCUCUGGCGUUUUCCAAAGAAGACGAGCUCAUCCGCUUCCACGCCUGCCUGGCAGUGACGGUGUUGGCUGCGAACAGGGAGAUCGAGAAAGAGGUGGUGAGGUCUGGAACGUUGGAGUUGGUGGAGCCUUUCAUCGCCUCUUUGGAUCCGGAUGACUUCGCCCGCUGCUUACUGGACAGUGCAGACUGCAUGCAGGGAAAGACAGCAUCUGACCUUCAGCACCUUUUGCCAUUAUUAGAUGGCACGAGAGUGGAGGGGAAGUGUAUUGCAGCCUUUUAUCUCUGUGUUGAGACCAGUAUCAAGUCCCGCCAGCGCAACACUAAGAUAUUUCAAGAGAUCGGUGCAGUGCAGAGCCUUAAAAGAAUCGUCAUGUACUCCAGUAAUGGGACGGUCUCCAGUCUCGCCAAGAGGGCCCUGAGUAUGAUGGGAGAAGAAGUCCCAAAGCGAAUCUUGUCUUGUGUGCCCAACUGGAAGACCUGCGAGGUGCAGACAUGGCUGCAGCAGGUUGGCUUCAGUGCCUUCAGCGACCGCUUUCAGGAGCUUCAGGUGGAUGGAGAUCUCCUACUGAACAUCACCGAUGAAGAUCUAAGCUCUGAUCUCAACAUGGCUGCAGGUCUCACCCGCAAGAGGUUUCUGAGAGACUUGCGUGUGCUGAAGACCUACGCCGACUACUCUACAUGUGACCCCAACAACAUGGCUGACUGGUUGGCUGAGGUGGAUCCCCGUUUUCGACAGUACACCUAUGGCCUGGUCCAGUCAGGCGUGGACCGCAACAACGUGGAGAACCUGACUGACCAGCAGCUGCAGCACGACUGCCAUAUUGAUAACGGAGUCCACCGAGCGAAGAUACUGUCCACCGCCAGCAGGCCGUUAAAGCCGAGCCACACAGACGCCCAGCCUCCAGGCCCUGACGUGUUCAUCAGCUACCGUCGGACCACUGGUUCCCAACUGGCCAGCCUUUUGAAGGUGCACCUGCAGGUCAGAGGAUACAGUGUUUUUAUAGAUGUGGAGAAGCUGGAGGCGGGUAAAUUUGAAGACAAACUAAUCCAGAGCGUACAGAGGGCACGCAACUUCAUCCUGGUCCUGUCUGCCAACGCGCUCGACAAGUGCAUGGGCGACACCGCCAUGAAGGACUGGGUGCAUAAGGAAAUAGCCACGGCCCUGAGUGGUAAAAAGAACAUUGUCCCCGUCACAGAUAACUUCAUGUGGCCUGACCCCAUGUCACUGCCAGAGGAUAUGAGAGCUAUCCUCAACUUCAAUGGCAUUAAAUGGUCUCAUGAAUAUCAGGAAGCUACAAUUGAGAAAAUCAUCCGCUUUCUCAAAGGACGCCACGACACAACUGACGCCCCAGACGAAUCCAAAAGUCAGAAGAAGAAAUAAGCCAAUCCAAACACAACUAUAAGACUGUUUGUGAUGCCAUCUUCCACAUGCCUAUAGAACAGCCUUCCCUGCUCUGCCCGACAGCAUGUGAAGUAUACGUUUAGCCUGCUUACACAAAUCAGUGAACAGAUCCUUAAUCCUUAAACAAUAAGACUUAAAAAGGGAACUCCAGACUGUGUGUAAUUAAGUUUAAGUCGUUAAUGUCAUUCCUCAUUAACUGCUGUAUUGGUGUAAUCACGUUCAGUAUAUGCCUUUUAUAUCUCAGGAAAAUAAGCGAUAGACCAGCUGUCACUGGCAUCCAGCAACAUCAUCAUCAAUAGCAAUUUCUGAAGGCUCUACCAACCCUUCAGUAUCAGUCAAAGUUAUUGUAUAUGCACUUAUUCUUUCUGUAUCAUGUACAUAACAUAAUAAAUAAAUCCAGGUCUCUAAUA
Xiphophorus maculatus (southern platyfish) is the source of this 4779-nucleotide messenger RNA. It is a transcript of the gene sarm1, whose product is annotated as sterile alpha and TIR motif containing 1. Gene Ontology annotation, cellular component: dendrite. The record is from RefSeq and is a predicted model, not a curated record. The coding region runs from base 2210 to 4348 and encodes 712 amino acids. Lineage: Eukaryota; Metazoa; Chordata; Actinopteri; Cyprinodontiformes; Poeciliidae. Gene Ontology annotation, molecular function: signaling adaptor activity; protein binding; NAD+ nucleosidase activity. The transcript is spliced from 8 exons. Gene Ontology annotation, biological process: negative regulation of MyD88-independent toll-like receptor signaling pathway; response to axon injury; signal transduction.